UUUUAUGGAAAAUAUUAAUGAAAUUUUUUACCUUUUUUCAGUUAAUUAGGCCGAAAAGAAUAAAAAGAAAAUUGAGCACAAAAUAAAUUCUUUGCUGAGUUCACGCGCACUAAACUCCGUCACUUUUGUAAGCAAGAACAUUUGCAACAUACGCUAAGAUACAGGGCUAAGAAACAUUUUCAGCGGAAUAACAUAACCUCAAAGAAAGUGUUUUGUUUUGCUUUCCGGCGUUGGAUCUUAUUCUUUUGUUGUGAAAUAAAUAAAAGAAGCGCCCCAAAAUGGAUGAGGCUAUACUUGAGAAAAUGGACCAAGCGUGCAGGACGUCUGAAGAAUUCACAAAACUCUACUACGAAAGUCUCGACAAGAGGCGCCAUCAAAUGUUCCGUUUGUACCUGGACAAUGGAGUUCUUGUGUGGAAUGGAAAUGGGGUAACGGGAAAGGAUGACAUUCAGAAGUUCUAUCAGGAACUUCCUGUGUCUGAUCAUCAGAUGAAUACCCUCGAUGCUCAGCCCAUUCUCGAUGCCACUCAACUCACCUUCCUCAUUCAAGUCAGCGGUUCCGUGAAGUUCAGCAAUGACGGACUUGCACGUCCCUUCCAGCAAACAUUCAUCAUAACCGCCCAGGCGGACAAGUGGAAGAUCGUCAGUGAUUGCUAUCGCCUCCAGGACGCAAUGUUCAAGGACAGGAAAUAAACAAAUCUCUUCCUUUUUUUUCUUAA
This is a messenger RNA of Lutzomyia longipalpis, 718 nucleotides long. RefSeq names its product NTF2-related export protein (gene Nxt1). Lineage: Eukaryota; Metazoa; Arthropoda; Insecta; Diptera; Psychodidae. The record is from RefSeq and is a predicted model, not a curated record. The transcript has 3 exons. Gene Ontology annotation, biological process: protein import into nucleus. The coding region runs from base 279 to 692 and encodes 137 amino acids. Gene Ontology annotation, cellular component: nuclear pore central transport channel.